This is a messenger RNA of Ipomoea nil (Japanese morning glory), 1518 nucleotides long. RefSeq names its product malonyl CoA-acyl carrier protein transacylase. Lineage: Eukaryota; Viridiplantae; Streptophyta; Magnoliopsida; Solanales; Convolvulaceae. Bases 84 to 1292 code for a protein of 402 amino acids. Gene Ontology annotation, molecular function: [acyl-carrier-protein] S-malonyltransferase activity. The record is from RefSeq and is a predicted model, not a curated record. The transcript has 10 exons.
UAGAGUGCUCUUUUCCUGUCUGGCAAAAUCAUCGUAAACUCCGUUCCGCUAUGCUUACACGCAGACGGAGGCUUCCAUAUUAAAUGCAUGCUUUCCUCCGCCGCCACUCUCCACUCCUUGGUUUCAGUACUUCUUCUUCCUCAACUGCCUCGCUAGCUCACUCAAACUCCACAAUGAGCGCUUCAUCUCUGCUGCUUCCCACGGUUCCCAUCGGCAAGCGCAGUCGCAGCUCGCCGGGGUCCCUCCGGAGCUCGAGGAAUGGGGCCUGCCGGAGGUUCGGCCCCGUAGAUUUUGGCAAGUCUAGGGUUUCCAUGAGUGUCUCUGUUGGAUCUCAGCUCGCUGUUGAGGAUUCCCUGUUCAAGGAUUAUAAGCCCUCUCUUGCAUUUCUCUUCCCGGGCCAGGGUGCCCAAGCAGUGGGAAUGGGCACAGAGGCUCAGAAGGUACCGGCAGCUGCUGAAUUAUACAAAAGAGCAAAUGAAAUUUUGGGGUUUGACCUUUUGGGUAUUUGUAUAAAUGGACCAAAAGAGAAGCUAGAUUCUACUGUAAUAAGUCAGCCAGCUAUCUACGUCACAAGCCUAGCUGCUGUUGAGAUACUCCGGGCUCGUGAAGGAGGCCAGCAAAUAAUUGAUUCUGUUGAUGUCACAUGCGGUCUGAGCCUGGGAGAAUACACAGCUCUUGCAUUUGCAGGAUCUUUCAGCUUUGAGGAUGGUCUUAAGCUAGUAAAACUACGAGGAGAAGCCAUGCAGGAUGCAGCUGAUGCUGCACAAGGUGCAAUGGUUAGUAUCAUCGGGCUGGACUCUGAAAAGGUCCAACAACUAUGCGAUGCAGCCAAUGAAGAAGUUGAUGAAGCCGACAAAGUUCAGAUUGCGAAUUUCUUAUGCCCUGGAAAUUAUGCCGUCUCUGGAGGUGUGAAAGGAGUGGAAGCAGUAGAGGCAAAGGCAAAGUCAUUCAAAGCUCGAAUGGCGGUGCGCCUAGCUGUUGCCGGUGCUUUCCACACUGGUUUUAUGGAGCCAGCUGUGUCAAGACUGGAAGCCGUUUUGGCAGCAACAGAACUCAGAACUCCCAGAAUACCAGUUAUAUCAAACGUUGAUGCACAGCCACAUGCAGAUCCCGAGACAAUCAAGAAAAUAUUGGCACGCCAGGUGACUUCCCCGGUUCAAUGGGAGACAACAGUAAAGACACUCCUAACGAAAGGCCUGAACAAGAGCUAUGAGUUAGGACCUGGAAAGGUUAUUGCUGGCAUUGUGAAGAGGGUGAACAAGGGUGCCGAUAUUGAGAACAUUGCAGCCUAAGCCUACAUUGUUGUUGUUAGCUGAUAUCUUGCUUUGGUGCCAUGUCUCCAUUAUCUUAGUGAUCAAGGCAGGCAGAGAUCCUUUUUUUUUUUUUUAAUUGAGAGAGAGACUAGAGCUUCAUUUUGUUGUCCAUUAGUAGUUUGAAAACUCAAGUGAGACAUAUAUAUAUGAACAGAUACAUUUUCAUGUCAAUCUAAAUAAGGGUAAAAUAUAUUUGAAAGUGAAA